Molecule: messenger RNA, 1824 nt
Organism: Scomber scombrus (Atlantic mackerel)
Lineage: Eukaryota; Metazoa; Chordata; Actinopteri; Scombriformes; Scombridae
Gene: rtcb
Product: RNA 2',3'-cyclic phosphate and 5'-OH ligase
Exons: 12
Coding region: 61-1578 (505 amino acids)
Biological process (GO): tRNA splicing, via endonucleolytic cleavage and ligation
Cellular component (GO): tRNA-splicing ligase complex; nucleus
Molecular function (GO): RNA ligase (ATP) activity
Source: RefSeq, a predicted model, not a curated record
ACAGAGCAGCCGGUUUAACGGAGAGUUUACCGUCAGAAACAGCCAGUUUGUACCAGAACAAUGAGCAGGAGUUACAAUGAUGAGUUGCAGUAUCUGGAUAAAAUCACCAGUAACUGCUGGAGGAUUAAAAAAGGCUUCGUUCCCAACAUGCAGGUUGAAGGAGUUUUCUACGUCAAUGAUUCUCUGGAGAAACUGAUGUUUGAGGAGCUUCGUAACGCCAGUAGAGGAGGAGGUUUUGGUGGAUUCCUUCCAGCCAUGAAACAAAUAGGAAACGUGGCGGCUCUUCCAGGGAUCAUACAUAAAUCCAUCGGGCUUCCUGAUGUUCACUCUGGAUACGGAUUCGCUAUCGGGAACAUGGCGGCCUUCGACAUAGACGACCCCGAUGCUGUGGUGUCUCCAGGUGGAGUCGGGUUUGACAUAAACUGCGGCGUCCGUCUGCUGAGGACGAACCUGGACGAGCGAGACGUUCAGCCGGUGAAGGAGCAGCUGGCCCAGUCGCUGUUCGACCACAUCCCAGUGGGAGUCGGGUCCAAGGGAGUCAUCCCCAUGGGAGCCAAGGAUCUGGAGGAGGCCCUUGAGAUGGGGGUUGACUGGUCUCUGAGGGAAGGCUACGCUUGGGCCGAGGACAAGGAGCACUGUGAGGAGUACGGCAGGAUGCUGCAGGCCGACCCCAACAAAGUGUCCUCGAAGGCCAAAAAGAGAGGCCUUCCUCAGCUGGGAACUCUGGGAGCAGGAAACCACUACGCUGAGAUCCAGGUGGUGGAUGAGAUCUACAACGACUACGCCGCCAAGAAGAUGGGCAUCGAUCACAAAGGUCAGGUGUGUGUGAUGAUCCACAGCGGCAGCAGAGGACUCGGACAUCAGGUCGCCACAGACGCCCUGGUUGCCAUGGAGAAGGCCAUGAAAAGAGACAAGAUCAUAGUGAAUGACCGUCAGCUGGCGUGCGCUCGCAUCACAUCUCAGGAGGGUCAGGACUACCUGAAAGGAAUGGCAGCCGCAGGGAACUACGCCUGGGUCAACCGCUCAUCCAUGACCUUCCUCACCAGACAGGCCUUCUCUAAAGUAUUCGGGACGACGCCGGACGACCUGGACAUGCACGUCAUCUACGACGUCUCGCACAACAUCGCUAAAGUGGAGGAGCACAUGGUGGACGGGAAGCAGAAGACUCUCCUGAUUCACCGUAAAGGCUCCACCAGAGCGUUCCCUCCGCACCACCCGCUCAUCCCCGUCGACUACCAGCUCACAGGUCAGCCGGUGCUGAUCGGAGGAACGAUGGGAACCUGCAGCUACGUCCUGACAGGAACCGAACAGGGCAUGACGGAAACAUUCGGCACCACGUGUCACGGAGCGGGUCGAGCUCUGUCCCGAGCAAAGUCCAGAAGGAACUUGGACUUCCAGGACGUUCUGGACAAACUGGCGGAUCAGGGAAUCGCCAUCAGAGUGGCUUCACCCAAACUCGUCAUGGAAGAGGCUCCUGAAUCGUAUAAAAACGUGACGGAUGUCGUGAACACGUGUCACGACGCAGGAAUCAGCAAGAAAGCGAUCAAACUGAGGCCGAUCGCUGUGAUCAAAGGCUGAAAGCUGCCGAGCACACGGACUAUUGAUGACAUCAUCACACUGAGACGGAUAAAAGACGGAGAGAGAUAAUCGCACUUAUCUUUUUGUUUCUGUUUUUUUUUUUUGCUUUGGAGUGAAAUUUAAGUUGAAGAUUUAUGGAAAAUCAGAAAAAGGAGAUAUUUGAUUUCUAACCUGGAAAUGUUUGUGUUGAAAUAAAGUUUACUGUAAAUGCUGAAAUAAAGCAGCACAGACAUAUUUUCCCUAAUG